Molecule: messenger RNA, 10393 nt
Organism: Amphiprion ocellaris (clown anemonefish)
Lineage: Eukaryota; Metazoa; Chordata; Actinopteri; Pomacentridae
Gene: glra1
Product: glycine receptor, alpha 1
Exons: 8
Coding region: 3287-4543 (418 amino acids)
Biological process (GO): signal transduction; chloride transmembrane transport; chemical synaptic transmission
Cellular component (GO): plasma membrane; synapse; postsynaptic membrane
Molecular function (GO): glycine binding; transmembrane signaling receptor activity; transmitter-gated monoatomic ion channel activity
Source: RefSeq, a predicted model, not a curated record
GGGGGAAGAAAUGGAUGGGAGAGAGGAAAAGGAAAAGGUGAUGGAAGGUAGGGAGGGACGGGAGCAUUGAAAAUGCUCACCGACUUGGAGGGAUUUGCUUAUGACAGGAGAUUGGAAAGAGCUGCAGAUGGCAAAAGUGCAAUCCGGGGUCUCACAGUGCAAACACAGAAUAUGUUUCCACUAGUUUAGUGCCGGAAUUUUGAUGCUAACACAGUUCCCAGUGGGCUUCAGUAUUGCUCAGUUAUGUAUAACACUUGCAGCAGACUUGAAUAAGCAGCUCGGAGAUACAAACUGUAAUAUCUACUCUCUCUGCCUCCGCUUGUUUUUCAACUGUCUACGAGGAUGGAAAUGCAGAAAUCUGCCGGAGUGAGCGGACAUUCUCACCCAGAGGAAGGUCUCAUGGCUGUUUUAGUAUUCUAGGUAAUGGCCCUAUCCUUUCCAAGCCAGGAAAUUUGGAUGAGGGCUAUAUUGCACGGAGCGAGGAAUUUUAAUGUCGUCACAGAGGUGACUCUCCCCUGAGUUAUGACAAAAAUAUUGAUCACGCUUCAGCGUCUAGCAGGAGGAGGGGGAACGGCAAGGGCAACGAAGAGAGGAAUAUUGAAUAGGGUAAUGGUAAAAGGCAGCCAAACGUAUGAGGGCACUCAAGACGGAGCGAAAGGGAGACUGAUGGAGGGGUAAGAGGGGGGAGAGGAGCAGACAAAUGAAAAGCAACAAGGGCGUUUGCACCGGUUUCACAGCCAAUAGUAGCCGUUUAAAUCUAUCCGUUAUUAAGAGCUGAAAAAGUAAUGAUCAAGCUGAUAAUUAGAGUGCUGUCAAAUGAGCCGUGCUGUCAAAAUGAAUGAAUUCCAUUUCUCCUCAGCCGCACGAUUUGCUAUAAAUACCUCCGAUCAUUAUUGUUUCGUCUUGAUCUAAAGAUAGCAAAAACUUGGAAUCUCGUUAGCUUCAGGCAAAGCUAAUCUGGGACGUGUAAGAAGAAGACUUGAUGGCUACAUUACUCUGUCUUCUUCUGCAGUCCACUGGUCCAUGGCUAAUAAGGUUAUAAGGAGGGAAAUACUGCUUUAUAAAAGGCCAUUCAGUUCUCCUGUGGAAUCCCAUCACACCUCUAAUUACCAGCUUGAGGAAAAAAGGUUUAAACCCACCGCAUCAGUCUAAAAGGCCUGAUGGAGAGGUUGACGUGUAAUUGUUUACUGUGGUAACACAAUCACGAAGCCGGCGAGCUGCUGUUUUCAGGCUUUACAUGGCAGAUGUGUGUAAUCGUUGGCGGAUGGAAGCAGCCUGAGAGUACACAGAACAGAAAAAAACACUUAGGGAAAAUCCAUGUACUCAUUUAUCCCAAAAAUACCUUUGUUAUAAAGCAAGAGUCUUUUUUUUUGUCUGUUUUGUUUUCGCACCUCCCCUACAAAGCCAGGAGAAUUGAUUCUGCACAGCGCUAGUAAUUAGCUCGCGUUAUGAGAUCCCUGCUGCAAGCAAAGCAACGCUCAAAAACCAAAGCUGCUGUGGUUUCAAUGCCAGGAUCAGGUGCUCAGAUGUUCGACAGGCUGCCUGGCCGCGGGGCUAAGCUCGGGCUUAGCCCUGACACAGAGAGAUUGUUGUGCGCAGAGGAGGAAGGAAAAAUUGCCUUUCAUGGAUUCAGGGAGAUUAUAGAGUUUAAGUCACCUGUCUACAACAGUUCAUGGUCACAACGAAUACUUUCCAUCUAUCUUAGGAGCCAUUUCCUUUUUUUGGGGGGGCUGACAAUGACAGAUUACAACAUCGCUCCCAGACUUCUACUUGGCGUCGUCACCAUCCCUCACGAUGGCAGUUGUCAAGUACAGCAAAGCAGGCUGGGCCCAGUUUACUCAGUUCAGCGCAGUUUGGAGGCAAAAUAGGACAUCAAUCAACGAACCGGUGCUAUUUUUCUGCAUGUACUGCGAGGACUUUUUUUUUUUUGAGUAAUUGGAAGAGAAUGAAGCUGUUUGUUUUAAUGACAAACAUAAAUGUUGCGUGGUGACAUUUCUCGCUAAUUGAAGAGAAAUAAAUUCGCUGUCAAAAGCGCAGAUGUAAUCAGGAUUUGCUUGAGAACCAUGUUUAAAGGUCAGAUUGAGCGGCACACUGGUUGACCUUUACAUGAGGGUAUUUAUGGUAUAGAUGCUGAUGUUUUUAGUCUUUAAUGCUGCAUGAGUAUGAAGUCCUUGUACGUGAUCGUAGUGAAUGACUGGUGGGUUUGUGUUGUGUUGGUUGGUGGAGUAUCUGCUGAUCUAAGGACAGUAAAACUUUUGUCUUUGCUUCUUGUACUUGCUUAAACUUUUCUAGACGAAUCCAAUAAGCCACUGAUCUUCAGUGACACGUCAGGCAAAGUCUUUUGUUAAAGAGUAACUUUCCUGGAGUGAACAAGGGAAAAGGCCUUGUCACUGUGGAACAAUGAAUCGUUCAGCCUUAACUUCCACUUCCUUGACAUUAGCAAGUUGGCGUUUUUCCAUUAUAAAUCAGCCUCUCUGCCGACUGAAAGUUCUCUUUCUGUGCUAUAUUACUAGAAUGAUGCUGCCCAUUUGUAAGAGGUUGAAGAUUUACAUUUUUCUGAGGUGGAAGUUGAACCUUUUGUCAUUCAAAUGGGCUCCAUUUCAGCCAAAGGACUUCAAAUUAACAGCCAGUAGGAUUUCAUUCAGAUUUGGGAGAUCAUUAGCUGCUCUUUCAUGGUUGCAACUCUAAAGAAUCCAUUUUCUGUACUUUGUCAGGAGACUGGUUACUAGUUGGUGUGGAAUAUGCAACUCACCAUCAACCUGUUGCCCAAAACAACAGAAAAAAAAAAAUUCACUUGAAGGCCAAAUGUGGCAAAAAAAAAAAAAAAAAAAAUCACAAUGAAGCCAGUUUGACAUGUAGUCUUUGCACUUUCCCCCACCCUCCUCCUCUUCCUCCUCUUUCUCUCUGGCCUCUUGCAUCUCCUGUAGUGCAUUUUGCUAGUUUUACUUCAGCUCCUCUUGACAGAACUGCAUUGCAACCCUCCUCCUCUUCAUCUCAGUGCAUCGCCUCUCCUCUCCUGCCCGCUGCAGUAUGGCAGUAGAUUGUUUCUCUACAGACUCGUGCAUCCCUCCUUCCUGCUAUUGCCUUCACAGUAUGUUGCCCCCCUUCCUCCCUGCCCCUCCUAAGUCUCCCCCACUGCCACACACUCACCCCUCGCUGAGUGUUGGCAGCAGUGCGACACCUUAGAUAAUCGAGCCUUGCUGUCUUGUUCGCUCCUUGAUAGACAAAGCGGUUGUUUUCCUUAACGAGGACAAACAACGUAUAGUUGGUAACGUGUUGUUAGUAUAUGCUGUGUUUAAUUCUGAUCUUUUUUUUAUUAGACCCCAAAGGCUCCAAAAAUGAAGCUACUCACAAGAAAGGUCCGCCUGUAAACGUAACCUGCAACAUUUUUAUCAACAGUUUUGGGUCCAUCGCUGAAACAACAAUGGACUACAGAGUGAACAUCUUCUUGAGACAGCAGUGGAACGACCCUCGGCUGGCCUACAGCGAGUACCCCGACGACUCGCUGGACCUCGACCCCUCCAUGUUGGACUCCAUCUGGAAACCUGACUUGUUCUUCGCCAACGAGAAGGGGGCCAACUUCCACGAGGUCACCACCGACAACAAGCUGCUGCGCAUCUCUAAAAACGGCAAUGUGCUCUACAGCAUACGAAUAACACUGGUCCUGGCCUGUCCCAUGGAUCUGAAGAACUUCCCGAUGGACGUCCAGACGUGCAUCAUGCAGCUGGAGAGCUUCGGCUACACCAUGAACGACCUCAUAUUCGAGUGGGAUGAGAAGGGAGCCGUGCAGGUGGCUGACGGCCUGACGCUACCUCAGUUCAUCCUUAAAGAGGAGAAGGACCUGCGCUACUGCACCAAACACUACAACACAGGUAAAUUCACCUGUAUCGAGGCUCGUUUCCACCUGGAGCGUCAGAUGGGUUACUACCUGAUCCAGAUGUACAUCCCCUCGCUGCUCAUCGUCAUCCUGUCCUGGGUUUCCUUCUGGAUCAACAUGGACGCUGCGCCUGCCCGAGUGGGUCUGGGCAUCACCACCGUGCUGACUAUGACCACACAGAGCUCCGGUUCCAGAGCCUCCCUUCCCAAGGUGUCCUACGUAAAAGCCAUCGAUAUCUGGAUGGCCGUAUGCCUGCUGUUCGUGUUCUCGGCUCUGCUGGAGUACGCUGCCGUCAACUUCAUCGCCCGCCAACACAAGGAGCUGCUGCGUUUCAGACGGAGGCGACGACACAUGAAGCCUGAGUCUUGGCCUGUGUUGCAGGAGGAUGAGACGGGUGAGGGGCGUUUCAGCUUCCCCGGCUACGGCAUGGGCCCCACCUGCCUGCAGGCCAAGGACGGCAUGGCCAUCAAGGGCAACAACAACAACGCUCCGGCUUCGGCCGCGCCCGAGAAGAGCAUCGAGGAGAUGAAGAAGCUGUUCAUCAGUCGGGCCAAGCGCAUCGACACGGUGUCCCGCGUGGCCUUCCCGCUCGUCUUCCUCAUUUUUAACAUUUUCUACUGGAUCACGUACAAGAUCAUCCGGAGCGAGGACAUCCACAAGCAGUAGAGAUGGAGGAGGAGGAGGAGGAGGAGGAGGGUGAGAACGGUGUGAAGAGGAGAACGCAGAGAAAGAAAACAGAGAGAGAUGACUUCAAGGGGAGAUACCAUUGGCCCUUUUUGUCCACCACACCUCCUGCCCUCGUCUUCUUUCUUCACCCUCUUCCUCUUUCGGUCGAGGACAAGUCGCUUUCCGUGGCGGUCAACCUGAGCCCUACUAGAUAUUAUUUAAGAUAUUCAUCGCUUUGUUUUCCCUUUAUUCUUCUCUCCCGCCCCGAAUCCCGCGCCCUCUUCCCGCCUCUUCACACCUCCUGAAUAAUCCGGACCAGUGCAAUAGCAAUGCAGUAAAAUGCAUGAUAUAUGAAUGUGGCAAUAUAUUAAAGAAAAGAUGAUAAAUGAAAAAGUAAAACAGACUUUCUGCAGGCGCGCCUGACAAACUGUUGUGGGAGUGGAUGGACUGGAGCAACAGGAGACGACAAGAGAGUCUUGUAAAAGAUCUUGUGUUUGAUUUUAGUUUUUUGUGUGGAGACAGAUAUAUAAUUCUAUAUGAAAAAGUGAUGUGGGGACGGGGUGGGGGACAUGCAAGAGGCAUACAGCUGUGUAAUAUACUCAUAUAUCUAUCAUAAUUGGGGGGGGAUGUGAACUUUCCAAAGGUGGGCAUCUGGAAAUGAGGGAUUUUUUUCACCAAAAAAUAAGAAAGGAAGGAAGGAAGGUGGAUCGGUGCUUCCAUGAAAUAAAGCGAUGCAAGGAUCACGCAUUCUAUAUAUCUAGAUUUGCUUCAAAUGUGUAUUGCAAGCACUCGUCAAAGCUUUCCCUCCCUCCCGCUGCCGACACCACGAAACCUUGAACUGCAGAGACACCUGUUGCUGUCAAUCACUCAACUGGACAAAAAAAAGAAAACAAAAAAAAAUGAGUUAAAAAAAAAAACACAAAACAACAACAACACUGGACAAACAGUGCUGAAGAUCAUGAGACAAAAUAUCUCAUUUAUCUGUGCUCCUCUACCUGUCCUCGAUUUAUUUCAUGUGGCAUUUGUUGUUUUCUUGUUUCGAUCGACUUAUGUGCCAACCGAACACGUCGCUGGUGGCCGUGCGGCGCUCUGCAGCUCCGAGCUUUUUGUCCGGAGGAAUGGAGGGGGGCGGUUUGAUGUCAGUAAACGGCGUCUCCUCACGUGCUUCUUCUGCUUUUUUGUUUGUUUGUUUUUUUAUUUAUCAACUGGAGAAAGAGCCGGACAGAGUGAUACGCAGAUCCUCGUUUGUUGCUUUCCCCUUGUUGUGUUGGACUGAGACCGAAACAUCAACAUGUUUACAUCUUAUUGUGUUUCCUUGCUUUGGCCCCGCCUUAAUGUGACACCCAGCAGCCCACCCGUUCCCCAAAACAAAGCUCCAGCUGAGAGGACAAAUGUUGUAAAUGAUCAAAACACCUGCUGUACCUUAAUUAACUGUAUCUCCAUCUCACUCACUUGUCGUAGCUGUGAACUUCACGGAGCUUCAUCGCCGCCCGCAGAGCAGCAGGGUUCAUUUGGUCGUAUCCAUGUUGAUCAUUCGGUAGUUGACUCCUAAUUGAGCAGAUCUUAUGUUUUUUGUACGCCAGGCUUCUCUAUGCAACGAGCAGUAUAUGCAAUUAUGAGUUUUUCUUUGCUCCUCCAUCUCAAACAGGCCACUUUUUCAUGCUUAUCUGUAAGAGCAGAGAUGAUAAAUCUGUCCAGGCUUUUUGCCCACUGCAUGUAUGAGAAAAAAAAAAAAAAAAGAGUAUGUUAGUAGGAAUCUGCAGGACGCAGAUUGAGCCAAACUGAGCCAGACUGAAGGUGGAGAGGAAGAAAGCAACUCCAGCCGGACGAAAGUGUUUUUCUUUUUAUGGUUGUUUCAUGUUUUUCCUCCGUCAUCUCCUCAUCUGCUAACUCAGAAAAUCCCAAAGUGCUUCUUUAUUUCACAGUUGAUAGGAAUUUACAGAGAGGUUACAACGUGUAGCGAAGAAAAAAUAUACUUUAAGAUUUCUCGUGUUGUUGUUGUAGGUGCCCCUGUUCAUUCAAAAAGUUUACAGCAUCACAGAGUUCAAUAUUGUAGUUAAUUCUUCCUGAAAGAAAUUUGAAAAGAUUAGCAUCACAGAGCUAGAAUUGGGAGGUGACUAGCCUAGCUUAGUAUUACUGGCCAUGAAUAGUGUGAAUAUGUGUAUUUUAGUUUGAGCACUGACUAAACAAGGGGGAAAUAGUGUGAAAACUAGUGCUAAUGGUUGAGUUUUGGGUUGGAACGUGUCUUUAUGCUAAGCUAAGCUAAUGACCUUCUGAUUUUGGCUCUCUAACUCUCAGAAAGAACACAAGUUUCCCAAAUUAUGAUUAUAAUUUCUUUUAAUAUAGAGUGAUCGAUGAGCCAUCAUUUUAUUUUGAGCAAAAACAAAGAGGAGAAACAUGGUUCAGUGUAUGUUAAAUUCAAACCAUGAAAAAAAAACAUUUCACUUAAUAUUCCUAACUUGGUUUUGAAGCAAAAUCAAAGAUGUUUUUAUGUUUUUGUCAUGUUUGACGUGGUUGCCUUUUGCUGCUGAGGAUGUAUCAUCACAUUCACUUGUGUUCAGGAACCUGCCAGAUGCGGUUUUGGUUUUGUCAGAUUCAUUUUUGAAAUGUUAUAAUAUGUACGAAAUAUUUUUGCAUUGAAAAACUUGUGCAUUUUCCCUCCACAUCCUUGUAUUCCUCAACCCCUUCUACCUACAGGAUAUUUACUGGAAAAACACAUUUAGUCCUUGUGUGUUUUUGAAACACUGGGACUUUUUUUGUUUGGUUGAGAAGAUGAUCAUUCUUUGUGUGUGUCAACAUGUGCGUAUAUUGUUUUAUUCCAUCCAUCGUGAACUUAAAACUACCUUUCGUGACUUUACUUUGUUUCGGAGUGUGUAAGACUGAUCCGAAGGGCUAUGCCACACACACAUGUUCUUCUGUUCACAUUCCAGCAUGUUUGGACAAGUGGAAGUGCCAUAAAAAUACAAUUUUGCCCCAAAAACUAUGCAUUUCAUUCAGCGAAUCAUCCCCAAAUACAGCGACGUGAAACUUUUCAAGGCCAUGAUCACCUAGGAUGCUUUUUUUCCUGUCUUUUAAGGACGGCUGAAGUUUGCAGGUGGAAUUUAGAAUCUGAAACAAGGACAAAGCAAAAACUAGCAAAGUAAGAUGUUUCAUUUUUCAAGUGACUCUUCCCAGAACUCAACUCUUACACUUCAUUGUAGCAAAACAUGAGAGAAAUCAGCGCAGAAGGUAGCAAAAUGCUAUUUAGCUGAGCCAGAAAUCCCUUUGUUUUUACAGAAAGGUAUCACUAAAAUGAGCUUAGUAGUAGUAAUGUUGACUGUUUUGAUCACAUAAGUAGCAGCAAUGUAGCAAACUGUGAGUAAAUCGGGCAUCGUGCUUAGCUGGAAACAAGCAGACGUGAUGUUUAGCUUGCCUGACAGAAGCUGGAUUGGAUGGGAAUGUGCUGCCAGUGUAGCCGUGAGGCAAAUCUCUCUUUACUGGUCCAUCUGCAUCUGCAUGAUCUGCACGAGGCUCCUAAUCGGGUGUCCUCUCUGGAAAGAAGUCUGCUCAGGACUCGUUGUAGAGAUGAUAUCUUCCAGUUGGCCCCGGGGGUUUUCCCAGGAAACAAGCUGGAAGGAUGUCUGAGCAACUCUGCUGUCCCUCUUGCCACCAUAAUUAGACCAUGUGGUUUAAGAAGAUGAUUGGAUGAUGGUAAUUUUGCUUCCAUUUGGCAUUUCUUUGUUGAAUCAAACUACACUCUUUCUUUGAUACAACUCCUCCUGAUCUUCAGUUGUCCCAAAAACCAGCUCAGAGGUUAUGCUUUAAUACUUUCAGUCUAAAUUCUUUCCAUGCUUUGCUAAAGAUCAGGCCUUUCUAUUUACUGUAUAUAACAUAUCAACCCCACAUUGAAGCUUCUUAUACAGUCUUAGUUCAAAAAAAUGUACCUCUUAGGGUUGAGAGCAUCGUGAAACCCAACCUUUUAGUACCAAAGGGCAGCUUGUGAAGCAGUCUCUGUCAAUUUCACUGCAAACGCCUGAUUAAAGUGGUUCCUGACUAAAUAAUGAGUGGAUAUUGAGUUAACUGUGGAAUUGCAAAUGAUAAACAGUGCCAUCUAGAGAUCCUGUGGCCAAAUAGUAGAAAGCUAGCAUGAAAUCCUUCAAAGUGGGGACAUUUCAUUCAUUCUUCAAAGAGGACAAACUGGAGCGUUGAUGUUACGACUCAGCUCAUUAGAGAAAAGAAGGAUGUUUGUGGUAAAUUAGUCACUUAUUAACAAAAGAACAAUGGCAUUAGGGGAAAAAACUAAAUGACUGAAGGACUUGUGAUUCUUAUAGAGUGUUGUUCAAAGAAAAGUACCUCUUAGGGUUUGAGAGCAUCGUGAAACCCAACCUUUUUGUACCAAAGGGCAGCUUGUGAAGCAGUCUCUGUCAAUUUCAUUGCAAAUGCCUGAUUAAAAUAGCUCCUGUCUAAAUAAUGAGUGAAUAUUGAGUUAACCGUGGAAUUGCAAAUGACAAACAGUGCCAUGUAGAGAUCCUGUGGGACAUCAGAGUGACAUAAAUGAUGUAAACCAGCUCUGACUGUCUCCAUUUGCCUCCUCUCUGAUCACGGCCUAAACCCGAGUGAGGAAACCUCCUCAACAGGCUCAGUCUAAUUAGGAUGACUCAGUUUUUUUUUUUUACCUCGCGUGCCAUAAACUUCCGCAACUGUCCAAUGAGCCUAUUUGCCAACAGCAGUCGUCCGUUUCCUCAAGCGUACAUACAUAUCUUCUCGUGCCAUAUGGGGGUUGAGUAUGCAACUAAGAAAACGAGGACCUACAAGCAUAUCAUGCAUUUAUUCAACCACCAUUUUCCAUGAUUCAUGACCCCUGUCCUCAGGCGUGGGUGUUGUGUGUAUCAUAGCCGUGUUAGAGCUCCGUCAUCGGCCUCGCAUCAUUGUAUUAAUCAUUGUUAUACUCUAUGGGUCUGGGGAAGGGAGGGCUUCAUAACAUGAGAUAGAUACUGGGUUUAUAUUGCAUUACAGUGCGAUGCAAACGGACUGAACACCGAACAAGAGGUAUGCGUUUUUGGAAGUUUCUAAAUCCUUAGGUUCUGAACUGGAUUUUAAAGUAGCAUGGUUUGAUUUGUCGAUGAUUAAUGAUUCUCUUGGUUUUUCGGGGGGGGUUUGUUUGAUUCCCUUGUAUUUUAUUGUAUGUAUUGUACAAUCCGACGCCCUGAGGGAGAAGGAAAAAUACAGUGACUCCUGAAUUGCUGUGAACUAAAGGAAACAUUGUUAUUUAUUAUUAUUAUUAUUAUUAUUAUUAUUAUUAUUAUUAUUAUUAUUAUUAUUAUUAUUAUGAUUCUUGAUUUAUUUAUUUUCUUUGCACAAGUUGGAAUGGCCUUAAUUUUGCUUUUACUUGCUUCUAUUGUGUAUUGGCACAAAGUGCACCUGUUUAAUUUGCAGAACUUGCGAUGCUCAUUGCGAUGCUUAUAAUCUGAGAGUGCACAUCAAAGCAGGAUGAAAAAAAAUACGACAAGAAAAGUUCAGCAAAUCCUUUUUAUUUUUCAUUAAUCUGAGAAACAAUAUUUUGCAUGAAUAUAAAUACAAUGGCAGAUAUUUUGGCUUGUACAAAAAAUGUUAAGCAAUUUGAAGAGAAAAAAAAGAAUGUACUGUUUCUGCUGUAUCUGUAUAUAUCUAAAUAUUUAUUGAAAUAUGUCAUACUACUAAUUCUAUUAACGAUUAAAGGUUUUCUGAACAAAAAUCUCUUUACCUGUUUUUGAACAUUGUCAAGGUUGUUGGAGUUGGAUCUUCUGCUUUCUGUUACUCGACUCAAGGAUCUGUGUAAUCAUGAAAGAAAAAGUAUUAAAAAUUGCAAAUAAAUCCCUGCAGUAGGGUGUA